AACUAGCCAAUCCGCGCCAUGACAGCACGGCACGUGACGUAGAGUAAGUUCCUGCUGUGGCUUGAGGGAAACAGAUCGACAUUCAGCCACGGGAGAAUCGCACUUUGCGGCUUGUGGAAGCCCCCUCCCUGAGCGAUGGCCUCACCAGUCUCAGUCUACAACUCCUUGGACACACACAUCUCAAGUACCUCCAGAGAGUCUCUGAAGAUGGAGUUGUUAGCUGAUGUGUCUCUUCUGCCUGGGGAGGAAAGAAUUAUAGAUAAGGACAUCAUCUACAUCUGUCCAUUCAACGGAGCUGUCAAAGGCAAAGUGUUGAUCACCAACUACAGACUCUACUUCAAGAGCUCAGAGGCAGAUGUGGCGGUGAUGCUGGACAUUCCUCUGGGUGCCAUCAGUCGAGUGGAGAAGAUGGGUGGGGCAUCAAGCAGAGGAGAAAACUCCUACGGUCUGGAUAUCACCUGCAAGGUGCAUGACAUGAGAAACUUGAGGUUUGCCUUAAAGCAGGAAGGUCACAGCAGAAGAGAUAUCUUUGAGCUCCUCUUCAGACAUGCCUUCCCCCUCUCACAUGGUCUGCAACUGUUUGCAUAUGUGACUCAGGAGAAGUAUGAGGAGAACGGCUGGAAUAUCUACAAACCCAUGGAAGAGUUCAGACGGCAGGGCUUACCUAACAACAAAUGGCGUAUUACAUUUAUCAAUAAGAACUAUGAACUGUGUGACACCUACCCCACUGUGCUGGCUGUACCCUUUAAAAGUAAAGAGGAGGACCUCAGAAGAGUGGCUGCAUUCAGGUCAAGAGGACGCAUACCGGUUCUGUCAUGGAUCCACAGAGAGAACCAGGCAGUGAUUGUUCGCUGCAGCCAGCCUCUGGUUGGUAUGUCUGGUAAAAGAAACAAGGACGAUGAGCGCUACCUGGAUCUGAUCAGGGAAGCAAACGAAACCACCAAGCUCACCAUCUAUGAUGCUCGGCCCAAUGUCAACGCUGUGGCCAAUAAGGCCACAGGAGGAGGCUACGAGGGUGAUGAGUACCAAAAUGCAGAGCUCAUCUUCUUGGACAUUCAGAAUAUCCAUGUCAUGAGGGAAUCCCUGAAGAAACUCAAAGACAUUGUCUACCCCAAUGUGGAGGAAUCUCAUUGGCUGUCCAGUCUAGAGUCUACACACUGGCUAGAACAUAUUAAGCUGGUGUUGUCAGGAGCCAUUCAAGUGGCAGACAAGGUCUCCAGUGGAAAUUCAGUGGUGGUUCACUGCAGUGACGGCUGGGACAGAACCGCUCAGCUCAGCUCUCUGGCCAUGCUGAUGCUGGACAGUCACUACCGCACCCUCAGAGGAUUCCAGGUGCUGAUUGAGAAGGAAUGGAUCAGCUUCGGACACAAGUUUGCCUCAAGGAUAGGUCACGGUGACAAGAACCAUGCGGAUCAGGACAGAUCACCCAUCUUUGUUCAGUUCAUCGACUGUGUGUGGCAGAUGACUAAACAGUUUCCUACGGCCUUUGAGUUUAAUGAGCGCCUCCUGCUGACCAUCCUGGAUCAUCUGUACAGCUGUCGCUUCGGGACUUUCCUCUACAACUGUGAGAGUGCGCGAGACCAGCAUGAGGUGAGGUCGAAGACGGUGUCUCUCUGGUCUCUGGUCAACAGCAAGAUGGACAUUUAUUUAAAUCCCUUCUACACCCCGGAGUCUGGCAUGGUCCUUUACCCUGUCGCCAGCAUGCGCCACCUAGAGCUGUGGGUAACAUACUACAUCCGCUGGAACCCACGUAUACGACAACAGCAGCAGAGUCCUGUUGAGCAGCGCUACAAGGAACUGUUGGCCCUCAGAGACGAGUACUUGAAGAAGCUGGAGGAGCUCCAGCGGUCUGACUCCUCCCCUUCCUCCCGACUGGCUAACAGCCCCACCCCCAACGCCUCUUCCUCCACCUCUUCCACACCUUCACAGCAAUACACACACCUACAAACUCCCCUCUGAGGGCUGGUCACACACACACACACACACACAAACACACACACACACACACACACGUGCACCUACUCAGAUAUACUUGCUGACUUGCACUUAUGUUGUCUUCACUUUGAUUUUUGUCAGUUUCACACACACGCAGGGAAUUAUUUAGUAUUGUGCAGUCAUAACUGUUGAUAACAAAGAAUGCUAAUAAGAUUUAGAUUUGAUGGUUAAUUCUAACACCAUAGAGGGGACAAUGGUGAUUUAUGCAAUAUGUCACAGUACAGCCUUGUCAAAUGACUUUCCUACACAGACACUCAUCGUACAGUGAAGCCUUAAAGACAUUCAGUGACUUUCAGUCCAAGGGCUUGAACACAAAAAAAACAGUGGAUGUAUGUAGGCGACGAGCCAGCAGAGCAGAGCUGACGUCAUGUUUUCGAAAACAUGAAACUGAUUGCCACAGAACCACAUACGUAGACUAGAUUAAGGGUAAACUGAGUACAAAUGACUAUACUACUGUUUGAGUGAGAAACAUUUGUCAUAACUCAAGGCCUGCUUGAUAAAGAUCCUGAGGAGCAGUAAAGAAACUGCAUCAAACUAACAUAAGAAUAGAUGUUAAAAUCUAUAAAGGGAGUGUAAAGAGAGAAAACUCAUAGGCUGUUCCACAGAUUGCCCAGAUACAAAACAUUUCCUUGGAAUUGUAACACAUUUCAGUUGGAUUGCAGGAUGCUACUACGUAAUGUUAGGCCCUCAUUCAGACAGAAUCAGGCUUUGGCAGUGUGGAAGCCAACACUGGGAUGGGAUGGUACUAUCAGUCGGUCUGUUAAACUCCACUGGGAUAGCACCCGGUUUCCAGCUCUCGGCUUGGCAGCAUCAACUCUUCCAGAGAGGCCUUCUCCUCUCUGCAACAUGUUUGCAGGGUAGUCCCCCCCCCCGGCUCGGUUUUCCUGGGAGCGCAAUAUUGUUUGAGGCAAGAAAGCAUCACAAUAGAAACUUGAACCACGUUGUGAACGGCUUUAAUAACAAUACUGUUAACCAGUGGCUCGGAUCUCUCAGUUAUGUGAUUGGUCACCACAGGGUAACUUCAGGUUGUUUCUUUCGACUUUUCACUUUCACUUUUCUUUAUUUUAUUUUUCAUUUUUGCAACAAUGUCUGAUUUGGUCUGAAUGACGCUUAGAUCUGGUUUUUUUGUCCGCCCAGCUCCUGCUUUUUUUCCCCACCACACAACCUUUGUUGUCUCGUGUAUGAUCAAGAUGUCGAACAGUUCUCACUUUUCGCGCUUCUGCCUACCUGCUGCCUUGCUGCUAAGUGUUGCCCUAAUCCUUCUGAGGAACAGAUUAGAACUGCUGCAGAACUGAUGCAGCAUAUAUUUGGAGGCUGGGAGGUUCAAUAGUGGAUUUUUGCUCUUCGCACGUUUUGUUAUCAGCUUGGUUCACCUAAGCUGUCUUUUUACCAGGGCUGAGAGCAAAAACAAUUCUAGCCAAGAAGCAGAGUUUGUUGAGAAUUAAUCAGUAAUUUAACUGUACGGAUUCAGCUUUGAUACAGUUUGAAAUAUAUUUUAGGAGCUUAAGAUAACAUAUGGAAAUUAAGGGAUGCCUGCCCCUGAUUCUCGGGUUGUUUUUUUUCUAUGUUCUCACUAAACACAGACCCCGAUGGACAAACCAGGCAGGUCCAUGAUAGUCUUACCAUGUCAAGAUGUUUGUAACCAGCAUUUAGAUACAGUAAGCAGAAAUAAACACUUUUUGUAAAUUAGACUCAUGGAAAACCACAAUGUACAUGUACCUUUUUGGACAGGUGUUGGUGGUGUUUGCCCCCCCCUUUUGUAUAGAAAACUGGAUGCUCCUGUUUUUACCCUAUUGAACUCUCUCAAAACAAACAUCAGCAUUGAAAUUGGUGCAUGUUAUCAACUAAUAGGAAUGAUUUAGAAAGCUAUAAUAAAACGGUUACGUUGAAAAUUGAGUCAUUUUCGCAUAGAGAACAGAUGGAACAUUCUUAAUGAAAAAAAUGAAACAUUAUGUGCCAAACUUAUUCCGUAUCCUGAUUUUAAAAAGUAUGGGACUUGACUAAAAAGUUGAAAAAAACAAAAAAAAACAAACAAAAUCUGUAUAGUAAUCUUAACUCAAAGUCUGCUGACUUGCAUUUUGUGUUUGAAAGCUCCGGGCAAAACCAGGGGUUUGCUAUUAUCGGCUUUCAUCAGGUUCAUCUCAGUGCUUUCAGUACAGAGUUAUGUCUGACACCAGUCCAGUCUGCCUUGCGUACUGUAUCCCACAGCACUAACUGGGUACUUAUUUAGCCAGUACAGAUUUGUUUUCUCUCUCUGUCUCUCUCCUUAGAACAUUCUGACUUUUAAGAAAAUUUAAGUUGAAAAAAAAUCAGAGUCAAAAGAUUUAUUAUUUUCUUCUAUGAUUUGUUUUGUCACUGACUCAGAUGGCCUUCCAAACCCCCCCCCCCCAGCAGGAAUGCAUCAAACCCGACCUGUCCAAAAAGCACAUGCUUGAGUCGUUGUCUCUUUGGGAUUUGGUGCUGUCACGGAGCUGGUGUCUACAGAGCAGUUGUGUCUGCACAGCUACAAUAACUUUGACAAAGUCAAACUCAGGACAUCACAUGGACAACAGUGUAUGUGUGUGUGUGUGUAUAAAAGAGGAAUGUUGGAAACUGAAUCAGAUUUUUCUAUCAUGACAAGAAAUUAUGAGAAAUAGCGUGAUGAUAAGAGGAUUUUGCUGCUAACUUGAAAGAUUCCCAUUUUGGUUAGUUUUUCUAAAAAAGAAAAAAGGCUUUUGCGAGCUCACAGAGAGAAAUAAUAGCCAGCAUGCUGCUAAAAUGUCUGUCUCAAUAUCUUUCAGUCUGUCAAAAUGAUACCAGCAUGAUGGCAGACUGCUUAUUACAAUCGCUCAUGAGUUGAAGUUCUUGGCCACCAUUUUUGUUUAUUUCCCUUGCAAGGUACAGCUGGACUGCUGUACCGAAACUAGGAUUAAUGAGUAAUCUCCAGUAGUCAUGAACACUUUACUCCAACACUGACCACUUAAUAAAUAUCUGGGGCUUGAUUAUUGGACUAAGUCAGGAUUUGAGUCUAAUAUUUACCAACCUUCUGCUAGCACAUCAUAAUCUGUUCAGGAGAAAUGUAAUAACAUGUCAAGUUUUGGCAGUGCAUUGAGGUCCAUGACUGAAAAUAAGAAUAAUACCAAUCAGUAACUAUUAACUAUUGGUAGGAGUUCAUCUUUAACACUGCAACAUUGCAGUGCUCUGCUUUCAUACCUGAGGGAAACUGCUCAGACUACUUAGUUUAAGUUAAUACAGGGUAGAUACACAUGGAAGUCUAAAUGGACCAUCACUGUAAAUUAAGUUUCUGUGGAACUGUAUGUGGAAUAUUUUAUAAAACCUCUCUCACAAAUUAAUAUUUUGUUACAGUUAUUUUGCGCUCUCCUACUGGAGCACUUCUAUUGCCAGUGGAUUGAUACCAAAUACCAAAAACUAGAUACCAAAAAAUUUACAUUUCGGGUUUCAAUUUCAAUUUACUUAUAUAGCACCUUAUACAAUCAAAAUUGUCUCUAGAUGCUUUACAGAGACCCAGAGCCUGAACCCCAAGCAAGCAGACAGUGGCAAGGAAAAACUCCCUUUUAACAGGAAGAAACCUGGAGCAGGACCCGGCUUACAUCAGCAUUUUCCAAGUUCAUUUAAUCUGAACAUUUGAUUUUUCAUCAAUUACAUAAGCGUUUUUCAGUAUAGGAAAUAUUCCACCUGGGCAGAGCAUUUUGAAAUAAGAGGGAUUGUCCCCAAAGUAAAUAUACAGUUGCAGUGAUCUAACCUACUUCAGAAAUGAUCUUUUCAGCAGACAAAGCAGUUGAUCGAGCAGUUUCCUUAGCGUGGUGAAUUUAUAGGUGCAGGAAAACGUUUUCAGGUUGACUGUAAUAAUCUGUCCUCAGUGUUGUGCAACACGCAGGCCAGUUAGUUCUUAGUUAAUGAAGACUGAGAAAAGCCAGCUGAGACACCAGUGUAUUUUUUUCAUGUUCACCUCAGUCGGGUUUUCAACAACAUUGAUGCAGCAAUUCAUUGGGAUGAUGAAUUCUAUUCAGUGUGACAGUUUCAAUUGUGAGUGUGCUGCAAUAAGUCAUUUUGUGAAGUGUGUCGUGUUUCAUGUCCAGAUUUGUGCCUUGAUUCUUGUGAGAAUUACCUUCACCUCUUCAGAAAUAUAUACUCUGGCUGUCCAGGGUCAUGUUUGAGACUGACUGCUCUGUAGUUGAGGGUCCAAAGGAUCAAAAAAAAAAAAGCCUUGUGUUAUUUGGUUUGGAUACCAUGAUGCUGUUUAUAGACCCACGCUUGUUUGAUGUGGAAGGAAAUGGGUGGUCAUUGCAGGUAUUCCACGGUAACUACAGAGCACAGAAGACAGAGCAGUUUAUCCCGAGGUAUAUUUCCUGUGGUAAAGGAAGCCUCCGUUUAUUCCCCCAAAUUCUACACUGUGUUAAUCAGUAGCAGAUCACAUAGUAGCAAGAAAAACUACAGAAUGAAAUUUAUUGGCCCUUGUUAAAAACUACUGUAACUUUAUAAAAUCGGCAACAAUUCAACAUUCACACACGCUUAAAACGCUCUUGUGAUUGGCGGACUGAUGGACGCAAGUGUCUCUGUCACUUUUUCUGUGAACAACUUAGUCCAAAACUAUGACUCUGUUGCAAGAGAGACUAUUUUAAAACAUGCUCUGUUAUCUCCGUGCUUUUUCGAUCUCCCUCCUUCUCCACAAUGGCCUGUUUUUUUUGUUGUUGUUGUUUUUUUUAAUCUUCCUUCUAGUGUGGACGUGCAGAAUUAUUAUAUUCUCUGGCACAGUCGAACAGCAUUUCAUAUGAACUUUUUGAGUGUAACCUUAAUCCUUCCCAGCCUCCCAUACAAAUUUAUUUCCAAGCAUUGGACAGCAGAUGUUGCUGAAAUUUUUUCUGAACAAAAACAAAAAGUCAAAGUCUUAUCUGUGACCACAGCAGACAGUCAGAAUGAAAUCUCAUCAUUUCAUGGCGUUUUCAAGAGAGAAAGGGACUUGGGCCGCAUGCAAGUAUGGCAUAUAUCAAACAUGACUCAUAACCAUGUGUGGGUGGGUUCAUAUGGGCAGACUUGGAAGUGCAUGCAGAUCCCUGUUUUCACAGAGAGAUUAAUUAACAGUAAUUAUUUUACUUCCUAAAUGAAAGGUUUGAUCUUACUGAGGAGGCUUGUGGCUUAAACAAACAGACAGAAAAUAUGUGGCAGCGAGGAAAAAAAAAAAGUGUGCAUUGGUUGGGUGGUUGUGUUUUUAGGGAAAAACAGAUGAUCUAUUUUUUGUUUGUUUUUUAAGGUUUUCUUUUGUACAAGCACCAUAAUGUAAUUACCUCAAUCAAAACCUAUUUUACUGCCGAAAGUUCUAUUAUUGUAAAAUACAGUUAUUUUAUGUAGUGCAGAAUCUUACAGUUUUAUAAAAAGGAAAGUAUUGUUGGUAUAAAUUGUGAAUUUAUGCUCCAUUGGUUAUGAUUUUUUUUUUUGUUUUAUUUUGAGGGCAUUUUUGGGGUUUGUACUUGCUAACCCAGGAUGAAAAGACAGGAUUCUGGAUUCUGUUCACUUGUCACAAACCUUGACAUCUUCCUCUCAGUUCUCUGCUGAAUCUUUAGCUUUUAGAUGUUGGCUGUGUGGUGAUGAAUCUGAGAAAUACUCUGUCGAUGUUGAUUUCAGUUUGACUUUAUCAUUAAUGUAGGGAACUUGGUGUUAGAGGGUUUUGUGUCAUAAUAUAGCCUGCUUUUUAAUAGAUACACAUAAAAUGUGUUUCAUCUUUUUGGUAUCAACAAGGGAAGGUGAAAUCCAAAUACAUUUCAGUUAUAUUUCUUUUAGUCGUAUUAUAUCCUCUCCAUGGUUUGUUGGAUGGUUCCUGCUAUGUAAAUAUUACUGAUUAAAUUAAUUUAAGGAUU
Messenger RNA from Scatophagus argus, 7850 nucleotides. RefSeq names its product myotubularin 1 (gene mtm1). The record is from RefSeq and is a predicted model, not a curated record. The coding region runs from base 136 to 1959 and encodes 607 amino acids. Gene Ontology annotation, biological process: mitochondrion distribution; muscle cell cellular homeostasis; negative regulation of autophagosome assembly. The transcript has 16 exons. Gene Ontology annotation, cellular component: plasma membrane. Gene Ontology annotation, molecular function: phosphatidylinositol-3,5-bisphosphate 3-phosphatase activity. Lineage: Eukaryota; Metazoa; Chordata; Actinopteri; Scatophagidae.